Molecule: messenger RNA, 2284 nt
Organism: Westerdykella ornata
Lineage: Eukaryota; Fungi; Ascomycota; Dothideomycetes; Pleosporales; Sporormiaceae
Exons: 2
Coding region: 353-2131 (592 amino acids)
Biological process (GO): protein localization to mitotic spindle pole body; mitotic sister chromatid segregation; microtubule anchoring at mitotic spindle pole body
Cellular component (GO): microtubule organizing center; MWP complex; mitotic spindle
Molecular function (GO): protein binding
Source: RefSeq, a predicted model, not a curated record
AGCCCUGCCUCGCUUGGACUUUGGUGUGUCAGCCAGGUUGGCUAUGAUUACGGUCGCGGGAAGUACCAACGACACCCUGAAGCUUGAAAAACGGAAUUGUUACACAGGUUGGGAGAAAACCCCAUCACACAAACGGUUCGGCUCUCUCCCCUUCCAAGAGAUGAACUGGAAGACAGCUGCAGUCGAACAAGUGGAACCUUGGAAGACCAAAAGACGCUAGUCCGGGAACGGUAGAUCUGUCUUGGCACCUCCGCGGCGAACUCUCACUCCGAUUGGACAGUCCCUGCGCAUUUGUUUACAUCCCCACAUCACUCUAAGGUCCACUUUUCAUACCCUCUCAAUCACAUCGACAAUGGAGAUAUCACCCCAAUUCUCAACGACAUCUCCCUCCCUCCCCUGCCCAACCGCAACACACAUCGCCUCCCUCUCCAGCACCCGUCUCCAGAUCCGCUGUCUCUCCACCCUCGAGAUCAUCCGCACCAUUCCCCUACCCCAGUCGCACGAUGUGCGCAACUCGCGACUCGCAUGGUCGCCACCUACCAUACCCUCGUCCACCAACACAGCAAACACAACACCAUCCCGUCGCACCCUAGCCGCACGCUCGAACCGCAUCCUCGUUUCCGACGAGGACAACACGCGAGUCUACGAUUUGCGGGACGCGAAGUGGAAUGCUGCGAUCAGUAAUGGGUCCGGCGGCAUGGGCAAGAUUGUGCACGUCGAAUUUGGGGCGACGGAGGACGAAGUGGUUGCCUUCUCGGACUUCGCCAGUAAAGCCACAAUCUGGUGCUUGAGAACGGGACGGACGGUUGAGAUUCGGGACCCUAAAUUUACCGGAAGGGAGGGGAGGGGGUGGGGAUACAGACCUAGUGGUGAUGGCAAGCUGGGAAAUGGAAGAGGAGCGGUGUUGGCUCUGCUUUGCAGGAGCGCGGGACAAGAUUUGCUGCUGCUUUUGGCACCAAGGUCAUACAGCCUCAUCAAGAGAGUGGAGUUACCGACGUUGGAUGCCGCGGGUUUGAAAUGGAGUAGAGACGCGCGCUGGAUCGCCGUGUGGGACUCCGCAUCGUCGGGAUAUCACUUGCACAUCUAUACGGCAGAUGGACAGCUCUAUCGGACGAUAGCGCGCGAGCCGACCGACGACGCUGACAGAUGGGGUAUCGAGGGCCUAGGUAUCAAGACUGUAGAAUGGGUGCCAGGUAACCAGUGGCUCGCAGUUGGUGGCUGGGACAGAAGAGUCCGGAUCCUCUCGACCCGAACAUUCUCUCCCGUCGUGUUCCUGGACCACACUGCGGAAAUCCAAGUCCCCUCCGCACCCGUGUACACGGAGAUGGUGGACGGCAGAGGUAACCGGACCUACAGCUUGACACCACAACCAGUCACUCCGCCAAAAGCUACGGUAGAGAAAGGCGACAACUCGAUGAAACAAGGCAUCGGCCUCGUUUCCUUCAACAUGGACGGCACCCUAUGCGCAACAAGAGACGACUCCACGCCCAACACAGUCUGGAUAUGGGAUCUACGAUCUCUCAGCCCAAAGACUAUUCUGAUCCAAUAUUCGCCAGUCAAGUCGCUACAGUGGCAUCCGUCGGACCCCUCGCUCCUCCUCGUCCACUCAACUCACGACUCCCCUACCGUAUAUCUCUCAUCCACUACGUCUCUCUCCGCCUCAACAACAGAUUGCCCCCACCCAGGGCCACCGGAAAUCCUCACUCUCGCGGACUCGCUCAGCAGACCUUUAGGCUCCGCGGCUGCAAAGUGGGACGUAGGAUGGCUGUCCACAGCUGCAGACAAGAAACCUGCCUUCCUGUUUGGUCACCAACAGGGAUACAUGCUUGUCUGGCCGGAGGGGAAAGACAAGAUUCUCCGGUUUGAGACCGAGAAUGGAGAAGAGAGUGAGGAUAGUUUGUAUGAUAUUCUGACUGGUAGGACGCCGGUGCCGAGAUUGUAUCAUGAUGAUGACAAGGGGAUGUUGGAGGAUGGAGAGGGACUGGACGAUAGCAGAGGGUUUGAAGGCGUGGAUGUGGAUGCGUACGAGGUUAGCAUGGGGAGCUUCGAGGAUACUUCCAGGGAGAAGAGGAAGGGUCCGCCAAGGGGGAGGAGUGUGCUGGAUGAGAGUGGGUUGGAUGAGAUGUUCUGAGGUCUUCACAGAAGAGCAUAACGUUCGGCGUUGGUUGGAAAGGACAAUCAUAUACCCUCCUGUGCCUUGCGUUGGGAAUUGAUCACACAUAGUCAUUCACAAUAUAAACUGGUCAACCUGACCUUUUCAUCCAUUACCACAGAGAAGUAAAGC